CCGCUAUUCCACUCUGAAGCUUCCUUGGUUUUUUACAGUGGAAAUUGAAUCUCAAGCAACUGACCUUGGAACCAUCCGAUCCUUAAAAGUCAAUUGACUUUCCAACCUUCCCCAUUCUUCAAUUCGUCCCAUCCGCAACCUUUCCAACUAAUAGGGACCACUUCUAUUUUACACAAUCAAUUCAAAUGACUGCGUAAAUUGCUAGUUUGCUUUAACUGGCCGAAAGGACGACAAUGGCCGAAAGAAAGUUUCCCGUAUUGUCGAGGAGACAAAUCGAAGGCUUGAUCGCUGACGGACGGAGUGUUUUCAUUCUCGAUCAAUAUGUAAUCAAGGCAGAUGCAUGGCGCCAGUAUCACCCAGGUGGUGACAAGGCCAUCUUGCACAUGGUUGGUCGGGAUGCCUCCGAUGAAGUUACUGCUCUCCAUUCCCCCGAAGCAAGGCAGCAAAUGAAUCGUUAUCGAAUUGGUAAAAUUGAAGGAAGAUGGACUAAUUUCAUCCCCCCUAUUCAAGGCGGCAAAUUUAGGCCCUUGGUGGACGACGAGGACCUUGAGAAUGAUACCGACGGGUCCGAUCCAACCUCUCCGACAUCCUUGAGCAACCUAAGUUCCCGUGACCCCUCUCCUGUUUUCGACAAUACCUCGGAAUCUACGACCCGAAAGCGCCAUACCGCCGAUAAACAAAUUCCUAGCUCGCCAUCUACGACGUCUGUAUCUUCCGUAGAGUUUGAUGAUGGCAUGUCAUACCUGAAUACUAUCACCAAGGAGAAGACCACCCUGGAUUUGGAAAAAUAUCCAUCCCUAGAUUUCACUACACAGGACACUAUUGUUACCAAGUAUCGUCUGCUACGUCAGCACGUUAAAGACGAAAAUCUUUACGCUUGCAACUACUGGGCAUACGCCAUAGAAGUUACUCGGUAUUCCAUGCUUUUCGGCCUCAGCUUCCUCUUCCUACACUGGGGUUGGUAUAUUCUGAGCGCGAUAUCACUAGGCGCAGUCUGGCAUCAACUUGUCUUCUCAGCUCAUGACGCCGGGCACAUGGGCAUAACUCAUGGCUUCCAUACAGAUACCGUCAUCGGCAUUUUGAUCGCUGACUUCCUGGGUGGCCUGUCUUUGGGAUGGUGGAAACAUAACCAUAACGUGCAUCAUAUCGUCACAAAUGCGCCCGAGCACGACCCAGACAUUGAGCAUAUGCCGUUCAUGGCCGUUUCUCACAGGUUUUUCCAAUCUAUGCGUUCCACCUACUACGACCGUGUGAUGGAAUACGACGCUGUGGCAAAAUUUACCCUCAGGAUCCAGCCUUACACAUACUACAUAUUGCUCCUCUUUGGGCGUGUGAAUCUCUACCGCUUAUCUUGGGAAUAUCUACUCGCAGGAAGGGGACCUCGGAAAGGCCCGGCCUGGUGGCACAGAUGGCUCGAAUUAGCCGGCAUGGUGUUUUUCUGGAGUUGGUACGGCUAUGGUGUCCUGUAUAAGUCGAUUCCUAAUAACUGGGACCGAUUCGUCUUUGUCAUGAUCAGCCACAUGGUUCCUAUGCCCGUACACGCGCAAAUCUGCCUUUCUCAUUUUGCGAUGAGUACGUCGGAUCUUGGACCCCACGAAUCAUUCCCCCAGAAAAUGCUUCGUACUACCAUGGAUAUCGACUGCCCUCAGUGGCUAGAUUUUUUCCAUGGUGGUCUACAAUUUCAGGUCAUACACCACUUAUUUCCCCGAAUCCCACGCCACAAUCUCCGCCGUACGCAAAAGCUUGUGCAGGAAUUCUGUGACGAGGUCGGCAUUCCGUAUGCGCUGUACGGUUUUGUGGAUGGUAACAAGCAGGUCGUCGGCACAUUGGCCGAAGUGUCGAGGCAAGCUGCAAUUUUAGCCAAGUGCCAGAAAGUCAUCUCGGAAAGCGAUGACCCCAUUCAUGGGCAUGGACACCACCACUAAAGUUCUGGUAUCCCCUGUAUUCUCGUAGCCUGAACCCCCUUUGUAAAUAGGUAGCUGCCCCCUCUGUUGAACAGCGAGCGUGUACCGAAGGGACGGCCUAACAUUAGAUGGCGCAGAUCCUUCUUAGUUACCAUGUCUCAAAUAGCAUCCCGAGGACCUGAUGCAACCUCGCUGAGGAACGUACGGGUCAAUGUUUGCGAACUUGGCGACACGUAGUCGGACCGUCCUCCCGUUCCGAAUUAAUGAAGAAUUACUACAUUUCGAGCUCUAGGGUGGGAAGUUUUUUUUUUGUUUUUUUCCUGUUUUCUGUAGCGAGCCAAUGCCGUGGCGAGCAAGAAGUGUCAAGGCUGGUUCUAGCAUUUGACCUGCCAUUUGUUGACCACCUUGUUGAAAUUUGAGUGGCGUGUUAGUCCAACAUCUUACCCCGAGAUCUCGGGGUGUUGGUCAGAAUCAGGCUCCCGUGAUCCUUGUUCCGGUGGUCAACCCCCUUUUGCGGCCUUAUCGGACGAGAGGAUAUAUACCUGGCUAGGCUGGCUAGGCUGGCUCCGUCGUGGGAUAAUAAUUUGGCAAUUUUCGCAGAUAUUGAAUUAAUCCUAUUGUGCGACACCGAUUGACUCCUUACGUCUCAGCCUAAGCUACC
This is a messenger RNA of Hypoxylon trugodes, 2565 nucleotides long. Its product is annotated as fatty acid desaturase. The record is from RefSeq and is a predicted model, not a curated record. Gene Ontology annotation, cellular component: membrane. Gene Ontology annotation, biological process: lipid metabolic process. The transcript is spliced from 2 exons. Lineage: Eukaryota; Fungi; Ascomycota; Sordariomycetes; Xylariales; Hypoxylaceae. The coding region runs from base 234 to 1925 and encodes 563 amino acids. Gene Ontology annotation, molecular function: oxidoreductase activity, acting on paired donors, with oxidation of a pair of donors resulting in the reduction of molecular oxygen to two molecules of water.